AUCUCCAGACAGGGGCACUGUUACUGCUAUCAAAAGAGUGUCAAAUGGAUGCUCGCUGCCAGCACGUUAGUUUUGUUCAUGAAUUAACUUCGACAAAGGAAGGUGGCCACGCCGGGGUUCAUGUAACUACUUUCUGCCCCAUCCAAUGAUAUUUUUCAUAACCAGACAAAGGAUUUAAUAGAGUUUUGCACCGUGUUUUGCACUUUCUGUUCUGCAAGGCAAGCACAUGUUCUGGAAGAAGAGGAAGACUCCUACCUAAAACAGCACAUCUACACCCAAGACCCGUCUUUUUGGAUGAUUGGAUGAAAUGCCUUGACCUAGGCAAUAGCGUAUAAUGGCAGGAUUAGUCUCGCUUGUAGGUUUGGUGGCAGUGCUAAAGACCCACAUGGACCACCGUGGCCAAAGUGCAGUGCUUCUGGGAAUGACGCUGUUGAUAAACGUGAUAGCUGCUGACUCACCUGUUGCAGAUGUGUCUCUCUUUGGCUCUACACACCAUGCUGAGGAAUUUCUUGAUGAUAUUUCAAGUCCAAGAAGAUUAUCAUUAUCACCCUCACCAACUUCUCAUACCACUGCCUUUGAGGACCUAAACACUCCUGGCACUCAACAACUCAUUCCUGAAUUGCAACAUGAAUCCUUCACACCAAUUGGCCUUGAUGUAAAAGAACCACAGCCUCUUUUGCCAUCUAUACAUCACUCUCAGCUGGUCUUGGGAUCUCUUUCAGCAUCUCAGAUGCAACCUCAGUCAAAUUUAUCAAGACCCUCAGCGUUCAAAAGAUCAACAGUGUCACAGCUUAGUUUGUUAAAGGAAGUAGCUAAAGAUGCACAAAACAGUGAAUCUGAAAAAAUCCUCACAACAGCUUCCUCACUGCCUCUUGAGACACUGGAUUUUAGUGACUCUCCAUCAGACGAAGCUUAUAUUUUAGAUCAUGUCUUACUGGAUCGUGAGCUGCCUGUAAAGAAUUCUAGUAAAAUUCAGCAUGUGAACCAGCUGAGGCCUAGUGGUGCCCUAAUGCAAGAGAAUAAACCAGAAACUAUUCUACCCAACUCACACGAGAUUCUAGCUCCUAGCUACCAUGUGCCUUUAAUCGGCCUCCACCUUACAUCACCUUCGUCUGAACCAACUGAGGCUCCCCCAGAGGACUUUUAUCCCUCCAAUACCAUGGACUUUGACUGGGGGUCUGGAGAUUACUUGGAGACAAUGGCAUUCUUAAGUCCAGAAGAAGAGGACUACUCUUUGGUCACCAAAGUUCCUGACACAUACGAUCAAGAGGACAAUACAGAAAAAUAUGACACAGCCUUCCCUUCUAGAGUGGGCACAUCUUUUUCAUCCUUGCAUCAUCUUCAUAUCCUGCCAACUUCAAGCCUAAUGACAGCAAGUGUCACACAUUUACCUCUGACACCUAUUGUUCCCUCCUCUUUUUCCUCCUUUCAUGCCACAGUUCAUUACACACUGGAAGUUACUCCUACUAUUAGCAGUGAGAUAGUAGAAGCAUCAGACGUAGAUUGGUCAGAUACGUACAGCAUUCAGCCAACAGAUGUCCUCUUACCUGACAUGAACAGCUUGGAAUAUUACACCACUCAGCUCACUAAGGAGAGCACUGGCUCAGGGAGUGAAGCUGAACAAAGAGGGAACAUCACGGUGGUGCCCAUCAGUACAUCAGACACUACACCCACCAACAGCAUCGCCAAUGAUACAAAAGUUACAGAGGUAGACUCCUAUAGUGAUUCGUCGGGCUUUGAGCCACAUAGCAAAAUAACUGAGCUUUUUAAUGUCUCAAAGCUUUUUUUGGACCAUUCCAUUGUCACUACCUCCUUUCUUGAACCAUCUUCCACCAUCUGGCCCACUCAGAUAUUUACCACAGAUUGGUUUGCAGGUACUCGUACUGUUGGCCUGCACAGUUCUUCAGUUAUACUCCCCAGCCCUACAGAUUUUUGGCCGGAUGAUGUCGUGUCUUCCCUCUCUCUGACUGAUGUCCAAUGGUUUGUCACAGAAUCCUUCCCACAAAGUACCAUACACUCUACUCCUGUAUUAACUGCAACAGCAGCCUCCUCCUCAAGUCCUACGGAACACCCAUCCAUUACAACUGAGCAAGUUUUCACUUCAAUUUCAUCUAAUGGCACUUUGGUGCCCCCUGUCAUGUUGGGUGAUCAGGGGGUGACUACAGAUAAAUUUGACAAUCCAGCCACAAUGACCUUGAUCCCAACCAACAGUGACGCUAAUACCACCCAGCCCAUACCCACGUCUCCCAAUGCCAACACAAGUUUUCAUCAAGAAACAACUGGAAUUGCUGUCAAUGUUACCCCUGUCACAAGUGGUGAGAGGCAGAAUACCACUCUCACAUCCAGACAGUACCUCUGCAACCUUGAGAAGCCUAAGCAUUUCAUUAAAAUUGGUUUUCCCUCGGGGGUCACUGUUGGAUAUGCCAAAUUUCAAGUCGGGGAGAUCCUGAAACAGGAAUUCAACAAAUCGGUCGAGAUACAGGUUAUAGAACUACCACCAAAGUUUGUGUUUCGGGUAGUAUCGGGUCCAGUUGUGUACACAGCCAUUUCUGUCGUCAAUGCCUUACGACGGUCAGGACGCCGCUUCCUGUCCGUGUCUCCCAACUGGGUUAUACCAGACAAUAAAUAUCAAGUCCACACAGUGUUGCAGUUUGUUCCCGGUCAUAUUGAUGUGCGGUUUUGCAACUUCAGUGAGAGUAUUGAGAGAGGUCUCACCAUGGCCUUUACGGAAGUGCGUCGGCGCACCAAGGCAUCAGCCAAUUUCACAGUGCAGAUUAUAAAUAUUACCAUGACUGCCCCUGAAAAUCAACAACGACUGUGGAGGUAUCCGGUGGACAUCACCUUCACUGUGCACAACUCCAAAGGCUAUCUAAUGGGGUCAGAGGUCAGCAAUGCUCUUAUGAAGCUCGCCAAGGUGGAAUUCAGCUAUUACAUGGGCUUCCCUGUCUUGCAGAUUGCUGAGCCUUUCCAUUAUCCAGAGUUGAACACAAGCCAGUUCCUUCGCUCCUCCUGGGUGAGAACAGUUGUUCUCGGAGUGUUGGACAGUGAAGUGGGACAGAGGACUUUCCAAGCCAACAUUGAGCGCAGAGUGGCCAUGUUACUUGGGGAGGCCAUGGGAUUAGUCAGACGUGUGAAGAGAGCCACCAGCGUGGGCAACAGCAGCGUUCAGGUUGUGAGCAUGAACCGGCUGGUGGGCACAGACCAUCCCUUGGAAGUUGUGUAUUUUGUGGAGGGCCCUGACGGUCAGAGGGUCCCUGCUGUCGAAAUGGCCGACAUCCUCAAUAGCCUGGAUGUCCAAAAGGCUGCAAUCAUCCUGGGAUAUCGCAUUCAGGGCAUAUUGGCACAACCUGUAGAGAAGGUGCCAUCAUCACCUUCUGACACUGAGAACCCCAACAUGUGGAUCAUCAUUGGAGUGGUGAUUCCUCUCCUGGUGGUCAUUAUCAUCAUUUCCAUCCUCUACUGGAAACUGUGUCGAACCGACAAGCUGGAGUUCCAGCCUGAUGCCAUGGCUUCCAUGCAGCAGAGACAGAAGUCUGCUACCUCACAGUCCCCCAUUCACCAGGCACUACCUCAGCAUGAGAGGGCUAUAAAGUUUAGUGAGGAAGAAGAAGCGGGAUUUGAGGAGGAAGAAGAGGACUAUGACGAUGGAGAAGAAGAGUAUGAAGAGGAGGAAAUGAAGGGACCAUUCGCUCUUGCUAAGAGCAAAAACAGUACACCCAGUGAGGAGGACGAGGAGGAGGACGAAGAAGAGGAUGAGGAAGAAGACAAGGAUGAGGAAGACGGGAACAUGAAGAGGGUUAAUGGGAGAGCAUUCAAACCAGGACAAGAAUACAAGGCGGCACUAAAGAAAUCAGAGGAGACGAAGAAAGAGGAGAGAAUGAAAGUGUUCCCAACAGGGAGGCGGGCCAAGGAGGAGUUGCAGGCUCCCAGUGUGAAAGGCUUUGACUUUGCUAAGCUGCAUCUUGGCCAGCAGAAUAAAGAUGAUGUCAUGGUGGUCCAGGAAUCCAUCCCAGCGGGGUCUCUGCCUGUGUCAGAUAAGGAAGGCCCCAGUCCAUCACAGAAUGGGGAGGGCCCCACUCCCAUAUCUAAAAACUCUGCCUCCUCCACUAGGGCAUCCCGCAACAGUCGGAGACGAGAGAGGAUCUCACCGUCAGACGGGGAUUCCAUGGUGAGUGACCGCUCCAGCGGGAGAGAGUCAACCGAGGAGAACCUGAGAGCGCAGGCCACGCCCAGCGACAGCAAGCAGACUCGGAAGGUCCCCAUCAAUGUUUUAAAUGGCAAAAAUAAAAUUGGUCCUCCUCCUACGAAUGGUCUAAAUGAGCAGUUCUCAUCCACCUCCAUCUUCGAACAUGUCGAUCGAAUGUCUCGGGCCACAGACGUAAGCCGAAGACUCCCCAACAAAGUGCAGCUUAUCGCAAUGCAGCCCAUGUCGGUCCCACCCUUGCACAGCCACACUGCCGCUGCCAAACUGCCCGAUACCAACCAAAUGAACAAGGAGAUCCAAGUAGCGCUAAGGCAGAAAUCGGAGAUUGAGCACCAUCGAAACAAGAUCCGCCUGCGUGCCAAGAGGAAGGGACACUAUGACUUCCCCGCAAUGGAUGACAUAGAUUGCAGCCUUGGGGACGCCAAAGACCAGGAUCACAUCUACCAGAAAGCACAAAUGCAGAUGGAUAAGAUCUUGGACCAGAAUGCACAGAUCUUCAUGGAGCCCAGAAAAAGUGCUCGAGGGAGGCGCUCUUCCAAACAGCAGAUAAAGGAGCAGUCACAUGGAGGAGUGAUGGAUGCAGACAAAGAUCACCUAAUCUCUGAAGACACUGAUCCUGUUUAUAGGAAGUGUCCUGGGGUCAACAAUGUGGCCUUUGUGUCGGACCCUGACCAAGCCACUCACGGAAGCCCAUCCCCCACCGACGACGUCUUCCUUGGUUCCGCUUCCUCACCUCCUGGGCACGCCCCUCCUCCACCUCCCUACAUGCCUCCACAGCCCUCCAUUGAAGAGGCAAGGCAGCAGAUGCAUUCACUGUUGGACGACGCCUUCGCCCUUGUGUCGCCCACUUCUCAGUGCAGCUCAGCUGGGGUCACUCUUCCAGGGGUCAGCGUCAACCCUUCUGACUUCAGCCCUCCAGGCCGUGGCCCCAGAUCUUGGGGCCCCUCCUAUCAAGGACUUGGCCCUUACACCGGUAGAUUCAGUGACCUGAGCGUGUCUCCUCCUCUGGUCCAAGGCCCUGUACCAAGACAGGACCGUGGUGUGAGUUACCUCCCCCCAGGAGAGGCAGCAGGACCAGGGGAGGUAGGCCAGAUUGCCAGCCUUUACUCCAGCAGAGGACUCUAUGCUGAUGAGCUACCCACAUCAGCCAGACCACGACCAGUAGGGGGCACUACAGGCGGCCAGCUUCAUCAUCUUACACAGGUGGGCUUGUCUAGCCGGAUGAAUGGUUAUCCAGCGGGGGUCAGAGGUCAUCCGGGACAGAAUGGAGGCAUCAGCUGGAGCAACUACCAAGAUGACAAUUACUGCAGAGCAGUUCCAGAUAAUAAUGCAAUGCCCAGAAGUGUGCUCAGGGAGCCGUCAGCACCUCCUGCCCACCUGGACACCGGGUUAGACUACUUAUCAGCCCCGCUCCCACUGGCUACCACCCCUCCCACCCAGUCCUCGGCCUCCUUGAUCAAGGCCAUCCGGGAGGAACUGUUGCGGCUAUCACAGAAACAAGGCUCUUUGUCCAGCUACCACAGCUGAGGAACUCUGCUUGCUAACGUGACCAUGCUUCCCAUGGAAGUCCCACCAAGGUGUACAGCAGAGAGAUAGUCCUGCUCACCAUCAACAUACAGGUGGCUCAUUAAACGUUUCAGUAUUCAUAUUUUGACAAUGCAGUCACCUACAGUAUGUCACUGUGGGACAGUGUUUUUACAUGAAGAUAAGUAUGAAGAAGCUGAACCUAGAUGAUGAGCAAUGAAACAUCAUCAUUUUGGACCUACAGUAUGUAAGAUUUAGGUUGUCAGUGUCAUGGUUCUCAUGCACACAUUUUUUUUUUUUUUUAAGAAAUGGUCAUCUCUCCAUCUAUGUUGUUUUCUGCCAUGAUGAGCCAUGCUUUGCCGUGACACUGUGAAGGAGUUCACCUGACCCACAGUAAGGUCAUAGUUCACAGCCAGCCAGGCACAAGAAGUGUACCAUACAGACUACAUGAUGCUACCUAUUUCUUAGCUUAGUCAGAGCUGUUACUUCUGGACCUUUUGCAUUCAAGUCCUGUUUUGUAAUGUUAAUCAAAAAAAUAUUUAGAAAUGAAUAGCGACACAAAUGCCUUGAAAUCAUCCCAAUGUAGACUGUUAGAAAGUAAGAUAUUGCAAUAGUGAGUACUGUACAGUAUGUACUAAGUGCUUGGCUGUGUUUUGCUGCGCUGUAUGCAGACUACUUGGUAGCGCUCAGGUCUGGAUGAGUUAUUUGUUUGUUUUUUUAAGGCAGGUUUGAUUGGUCGUGUGUGAUACAUCGACCGGUAACGUGUUUACUAAAUCACCAUCUCUGUUUUCAUGCAGUAUUUAAAGUUUGCCUUUUUAACACAGGGUACUGUAUUUAUAAAUCAGUCAUGUUAAUGUGCUUUUUAGAAAAAAAAAUUAUUGUCAUUGUCUUGUGUAAUUAUGUGCACCAUACAAGUCAUUAAACUGAUUGGAAUACUGGGUUCCUUCCCUGAACCUGAAGGUGUUUUAUU
Molecule: messenger RNA, 6698 nt
Organism: Dunckerocampus dactyliophorus (ringed pipefish)
Lineage: Eukaryota; Metazoa; Chordata; Actinopteri; Syngnathiformes; Syngnathidae
Product: UPF0606 protein KIAA1549
Exons: 24
Coding region: 335-5731 (1798 amino acids)
Source: RefSeq, a predicted model, not a curated record